UCCAUAGACAAUGCUCCGAUAGUGCUGAAAGACAGAAAGAGUCAACACCUGCAAGAUGGAGUUCAUGUCCAACCUCCAGAAUGGCUUCGACGACCAGAAGCCGUCGCUAUUCGAGAUCAUAUCCGAAGAACAGCUCUCCUCCCUCCUCCCCCCAUCCCUCCGCUACCUCCUCGCCGUUGCCACCCACCGACACCCCCGCUACCUCCUCCGUAUCCUCAACUCCUUCGACGAGCUCUACGCACUGCUCAUGCUCCUCAUCGAGCGCCACUAUCUCAAGGUCUACGGCGGCGGCUUCACGGAGAACUUCUACAACCUGAAACGCGAGCGCGUGCUGCGCAUCAAAGGCGGAGAGGUCCCGCGCGCGCAGGUUCGGGCGGCCGGCCAUGUGCGCGAAGCGUUGAAGUUGAAGGAGGUGGAUGUCUGGAAGAACUUGGCGAUCAUGGUCGGGUUGCCUUAUAUAAAACGGAAGCUGGAUGCCUCGUACGACGUGCAUGCAGCCCAUUCUUCGUUACUGGGCUCGAACUAUCGGAGAGAUGAUCUCCCACCGAACGCGACCGUGAGGCAGAGGUUCAUGUUCUACUACAAGUGGUUUCUGCGGAAGGUCUACCCGAGCAUCAACGCGGCCUACUACUUCGCGAUCAUCGCGUUUAACCUUGCGUAUCUGUUCGACGGCACCAAAUAUUCGUCGCCGUUCUUAUGGCUCAUUGGGACGAGAGUACGGCGGCUAGGGGAGGCGGAUCACAAGGCGAUUGAAUUGUUGACGAACCCCCCAUUACAACCACCGAAAGGAGCGAGACCGGGUCAGAAUAGCUCCAUGUUCAACCCGAGAGUCAUGGCCGGCGCGAUCUACCCACGUAUCCUCUCCUCCCUCCGAAUCCUCUUACCGACAUCCAUAUUCGCGCUCAAGUUCCUCGAGUGGUGGCACGCGUCCGACUUUGCGCGACAACUCACCCGAAAGGCAUCCGAGGGCUUGGAGCUGCCGCCACCCGUGGUUGCGAGUCUCCCAAGCCCGCCCAAAGUCACCCUAUCACCCACUGAUCCAAGCCAUCCCGAGCCGGAAAAGUCGCUGCCCGGAUCAACGGAGACCGAAUCUAGAAGCCCGCCCAUCUCCACCACGACCCUCCUCCCAAUCCUCACCGUCCCUGCCCCGACCAAGGAGACGAACUCCGAUUGCCCGAUCUGCGGCAACGCUAUUGUAAACCCUACGGUGUCGCCAUCGGGGUAUGUCUUCUGCUAUGUCUGCGUCCACAAGUGGGUAGAGGGUACGCAUGAGCGGCAAGAGGCGUUCAUGGAAGGCGGCGGUGGGGAAGAGGGAUGGGGCGCUGAGGAAGGGAGCAGGGAGGGAAGAUGGGAGAGCGGGAAAGGUCGAUGUGCGGUCACGGCGAUGAAGUUAUUAGGUGGGACUGAGGUGCUGAGAAGGGUGAUCAUUUAAGAUGAGGUCAUGUACGUUCAUACACCCUCGGAAGCAUUGGAGUUUGGUAAUAUCCUGGCAUCUUGCUUCACAAAUGUACAACAUUUAAGACAAAUCAUCCAACAUUCUACGUCAGGGAUUUCGGAGUUUCGUAAAGACACACUGAUAUCAUCUCUCGGAUCUUGUCGAUGAGGUGGGAGGCAAGAAGUUAUACUAAUGAAGCGUACCUUAGCACAGGGGUUCCCACAGGAAAAUGAUACACGGCUUCAGAAAGAUGUGCGAGGACGGAAACGAGACUUGGUUUUAGUG
Eremomyces bilateralis CBS 781.70 is the source of this 1720-nucleotide messenger RNA. RefSeq lists its product as uncharacterized. Gene Ontology annotation, biological process: protein import into peroxisome matrix; protein monoubiquitination. The coding region runs from base 56 to 1432 and encodes 458 amino acids. NCBI's taxonomy places the organism in Eukaryota, Fungi, Ascomycota, Dothideomycetes, Eremomycetales, Eremomycetaceae. Gene Ontology annotation, cellular component: peroxisomal membrane; peroxisomal importomer complex. The record is from RefSeq and is a predicted model, not a curated record. Gene Ontology annotation, molecular function: zinc ion binding; ubiquitin-protein transferase activity; protein binding. The transcript is spliced from 2 exons.